AUGAGGCAGGCGACGUACAGGCCCGACUUCACGAGGCAGACCAAGUACUGCCUCAACUCCACAAGGCAGACGACAUACAGGCCCGAAUCCAUAAGACAAUCGACGUACAGUCGCGACCUCAUGAGGCAGAUAACAUACAGGCCAGACUCCACAAAGCAGACGACGUACAGACCGGACUUCACGAGGCAGACGACGUACAGGCCCGACUUCAUGAGGCAGACUAAGUAUAGCCCCAACUCCAUGAGGCAGACAACGUACAAGCCCAAAUCCACAAGCCAAAUGACGAACAGUCGCGACCUCAUGAGGCAGACAACAUACAGGCCUGACUCCACAAAGCAGACGAUGUACAGGCCCGACACCACAAGACAGACGACAUACAUGAGCGACUUCAUGUGCCAGACGACGUACAGCCCUACUAAACGAAGGAGAUAA
This is a messenger RNA of Schistocerca gregaria, 432 nucleotides long. Its product is annotated as salivary glue protein Sgs-3-like. The record is from RefSeq and is a predicted model, not a curated record. The transcript has a single exon. Lineage: Eukaryota; Metazoa; Arthropoda; Insecta; Orthoptera; Acrididae. The coding region runs from base 1 to 432 and encodes 143 amino acids.